Messenger RNA from Eriocheir sinensis (Chinese mitten crab), 2966 nucleotides. RefSeq names its product sodium-coupled neutral amino acid transporter 9-like. The coding region runs from base 627 to 2495 and encodes 622 amino acids. The record is from RefSeq and is a predicted model, not a curated record. Gene Ontology annotation, biological process: amino acid transmembrane transport. Gene Ontology annotation, molecular function: amino acid transmembrane transporter activity. The transcript has 12 exons. Lineage: Eukaryota; Metazoa; Arthropoda; Malacostraca; Decapoda; Varunidae.
GUUCAUCCACAACAAAAAAAAACCAGUUAGGUACCAAAGACCAGGUUCAUCCACAACAAAAAAUUACCAGUUACCAAAGACCAGGAAGACCAGAUUCAUCCACAACAAAAAAUUACCAGUUACCAAAGACCAGGAAGACCAGAUUCAUCCACAACAAAAAAUAACCAGUUUCCAAAGACCAGGAAGACCAGAUUCAUCCACAACAAAAAAUAACCAGUUUCCAAAGACCAGGAAGACCAGAUUCAUCCACAACAAAAAAUAGCCAGUUUCCAAAGACCAGGAAGACCAGAUUCAUCCACAACAAAAAAUAGCCAGUUUCCAAAGACCAGGAAGACCAGAUUCAUCCACAACAAAAAAUAGCCAGUUUCCAAAGACCAGGAAGACCAGAUUCAUCCACAACAAAAAAUAACCAGUUUCCAAAGACCAGGAAGACCAGAUUCAUCCACAACAAAAAAUAACCAGUUACCAAAGACCAGGAAGACCAGAUUCAUCCACAACAAAAAAUAACCAGUUUCCAAAGACCAGGAAGACCAGAUUCAUCCACAACAAAAAAUAAUCAGUUUCCAAAGACCAGGUUCACCCCAGCACAGAAGCCUAACCAGCAACCAUUUCCCUUCCCAGCUGUUAUGGAUAAACAUGAGAAGAUGACUGACACAAAUGAGAAAUUCUAUGUCGUGGGGGAGAUUGAGGAGGCGCCAGAAGGUGACGUGACGGGGGUGCAGGAGGAAGGGCUGCUACAACAGGAGGAGGAGGAGGAGAGGACAGACGAACCAACGGCAGUGGUGGAGGGUGACAGGGAGGGACAGAGCAGAGCGAGAGGUAUCAUCCCCAUCUCCAGUUCCUUCCCGCGGUUCAGCAACGAGCGCACGCCACUCCUGCGCCCCUCGCCCUCCUUUGUGGGGCUGUACGGCACCUCCUGGACGGCGCGCAGUGGCCCCUCACCUUACACGGCUGAAAACAAGCCAAACAGACGCCCGUUCCACCAUGCCGUGGCCACCAGUGAGUCCGUCCGCACGCAGCCGCCGCCGGACAGGAACAUCGGCGACACACAUCUCUACAACCGCUACAGAUAUUACUCCCGGCUACGCGCUGAUGCCCCACCGGGUGACCAAGCUCUGGUCAUCCCAGAUCACAUCGUGCCCCGAGAACUCUUCCUCCCGUACAUUCCCGGCCACGUUCCUGAUGCUGACGGGAAGCAGGCCUCACACAUCACCAUCAUUGCCAUCUGGAACACCAUGAUGGGCACCUCCCUCAUGACCAUGCCGUGGGCGUUCGGCCAGGCGGGCUUCGUGGGCGGCAUCUUCAUCAUGCUGCUCAUGGCCGGCAUUGCUCUCUACACGGCCACGCGACUUCUCACGCUGCAGAAAACUAUGGGCUUGGAGGGCCCGUCGCAGGAGCUGAGUCAGGUGUGUCAACAGCUGCUGGGCGGGACGCUGGGCCGGGUCACGGAGGGCCUCAGCGUGACCUUCUCCGUGCUGACCCUGGUGGGCGCUCAGGUCGUGUACUGGGUCCUCAUGUCAAACUUCCUUUUCAACACGGGGGAGGUCAUCUUUGACGCAAUCAACGGCGAAAUCCACGACAACUCCAGCCACCUCCUGUGUCCUCCCAACAUCACCAGCAAGACCAGCUCCGUGGCCCAGCCGGACCCCUCGGGCUUCCACAGGUGGUGGCAACAGGACCUCACCGUGCCCAUCUACCUCAUCAUCCCCUUCAUCUUCCUCCUCAACCUCCGGGACGCAAAGAUCUUCACCUACUUCAACUCUCUUGGAGCAAUCUCAGUAAUGGUGAUGUACCUCUUCGUCAUCUCCAAGGCAGCCGUCUGGGGCAUCAACAUCAACUUCUCGGACACUGCUGACCCCCUCUACGUCCCUCUCUUCAAGAACUCCUUCAUGUGCCUCACCGGGACUCUCUCUCUGGCGUACUUCAUCCAUAACUGCGUGGUCACCAUCAUGCAGGGCAAUAGGCACCAGGAGAACAAUGUGCGAGAUCUGACCAUAUCCUAUUUCCUGGUGGCGGCGACGUACAUCCCCAUCGGCGUUCUCUUCUACACUACGUUCCCGCUGCCCAAGUUCUGCGUGGUGGAUAACUUCCUGGACAACUUCCCGCCCCAUGACAUCGUCCUGGCGGUGGUGCGAGGCUUCCUGUUCUUCCAAAUCCUGACGGUGUACCCGCUGCUCGGCUUCUUCAUCCGCAACCAGCUCUUCACGUACUUCCUCGGGGCGGCCCACCAGUUCAGGCUGUGGCGCGUCGGCCUGCUGAACUCUGUCUUGAUUACGCUCUCCGUCCUGGUGGCCAUCCUGUACCCCAACAUUGGCUUCAUCAUCAGGUGGGUCGGGGCCAUCGCGGGUCUGGCCUACAUCUUCAUCCUGCCGUGCCUCACCUACAUGGUUGCCCUGUACUCCAAGAACAGGCUCAGCACGCCACAGAUCCUCCUACACUCCAGCAUCAUCAUGGUCGGCGUCGCUAAUUUUGUGUCGCAGUUCUUCACGCAGUAAUUUUUUUAUUUUUUUUUAUAGGGGUGGGGUGGGGUAUGUUUGGAGAGCUUUUUUUCACAAAUUUUUGCUAACUUCACAUAACAGUAAUUUCUUCUUUGACCUUGCCUUUUUUUUAACUUGCCUUUUUCUAUAUAUUUUACCGGCAAAUGUUUUUAGGGGGCACUAAUAUUUUUUUACGGAGUUUCCAGUUAUAAUAUAUUCAGCGAGGGUUAUCGGCACCUCUCGUCCCAUUCCCUUCAGCGGUGAGCUCUUCUUGGUACAGUCUGCCCAAUGUGCAUUACUCUUAUUUUCUCUCUCAAGGGUUCAGUGUGCCAGUCUUACCAUCAACCUCUCAACCUUUGCAUUAUCACGAAUCUCAUUUCCCUCUUUGAAUAUUUAGUGAAGUCGUUUAUUUUUCACAUUUUUUUGCAUCAUUAUUCACUAUUUCGAUUUCUGUUUCCAUCACUUUCUCUUUCAAGUUAUUACCAUCAA